UUUCCUUCUCCACACUGCUCCCUGCCCGUUGUCUCAGGGCAAAAAGCCAGCAUGGCAAAGCCCCUGAGAGACCAUCUGUUCGACACCAUUAGAGAGCUGGGCGAGUCGGACUUGAAGACAUUUAAAGACAAGCUGAACAAUUUCCAGCCCAAGCCAGGUUAUAACCGUAUCAAAUGGGGAGAGCUGGAAAAAGCAGAUGCUGUAGAAAUCACUCGCCUGCUAGUCAGCUACUACAAGGAGGAUUACGCAGUGGAUGUGGCCGGGAAGGUGCUGGAGGACAUGGACAAGAAGAACCUGGCACACAACCUGCUCCAGGCCACAGGGAAGGGUGGCACCCAGCAGAUGCCAGCACCGACCAGCAGCACCCGGACCAGAGUCACAGAGACUGUCCGGUUUGGCCAAUGGAAGAUCACCAAUGGACUUCCUGGUGAUCUUCCAGAAAACACCAUCCUGGUCACUGUGGAUGUAGAAGCCCUCUACACCAACAUUCCACAGAAAGAUGGGCUACAAGCCAUCAGGAACAGUAUCCCCGAUAAUGUCACGGCAAACCUGGUGGCUGAACUUUGUGACUUUGUCCUCAACCACAACUAUUUCACAUUUGGGGACAAUGUAUACCUUCAAGUCAGCGACACUGCUAUGGGUACCCACAUGACCCCACAGCAUGCCAUCAUUUUUAUGGCUGACUUAGAACAACGCUUCCUUAGCUCUCGUCCCCUAAUGCCCCUACUCUACUUGCGCUACAUUGAUAACAUAUUCAUCAUCUGGACCCAUGGAAAAGAAGCCCUGGAGGAAUUCCACCAUGAUUUCAACAAUUUCCAUCCCACCAUCAACCUCAGCCUGGACCAGUCCACACAAGAGAUCCACUUCCUGGAUACUACAGUGCUAAUAAGCAAUGGUCACGUAAACACCACCCUAUACCGAAAACCUAUUGACUGCUAUACUUACCUACAUGCCUCCAGCGUUCAUCCAAACCAAACCACAUGAUCCGAGACUGACCUACGAUAACAUCAAGUUCUAUGCUGAAGCCUUCGCAGCUGACGGGACCCAGUGAAAGAGAUGGCUAACACUAAUUAGCCCUAGCUCUCAAUGGCCAAGGAAACCUGAAGCUUUUUCAGAGUCAUACCAGCUGGCCAGGAUAUUGGAUUCUGUAUUUUUGGUCAAUAAAACAAUUGCCUGUUUUUCAUAAAGAGAACUCGUCCAUCA
Messenger RNA from Malaclemys terrapin pileata, 1203 nucleotides. Its product is annotated as pyrin-like. The record is from RefSeq and is a predicted model, not a curated record. The transcript has 3 exons. Bases 52 to 984 code for a protein of 310 amino acids. Gene Ontology annotation, cellular component: cytoplasm. Lineage: Eukaryota; Metazoa; Chordata; Testudines; Emydidae.